UUAAAUGAAUACUACAUAUCUUCCUCUCAUAAUACUUACCUUUUAGGUAAACAAGUUAAAGGCUUUUCCUCCAUUGAAGGCUAUAUUCAUGCAUUGAAAAAGGGGUGCAAAUGCAUUGAAAUUGAUAUCUGGGAUGGUUUAAAUGGACCAGUUGUUAGUCAUGGUUUAACUUUUACUUCUCCAUGUAUGUUAAAAGAUGUAUUGCUUACAAUAAAGAAAUAUGCUUUUGAAAACUCUUCUUUGCCUUUGAUGUUAUCAAUCGAAAUUCACUGUAAGAAAACUUUUCAAGUUACUGUGAAAAAUACCUUUAUCGAUAUCUUAGGCGGCAUGUUGAUUAUUCAAUCUAGUGAAGAUGAACUUAAUCAAACAAAAUUGCCCAGCCCCUUGGAUUUGCAAAACAAAGUCAUAAUGAAAAUUAAAAGAUCUAAUCGCUUUAAUAAAUCAGAAGUCGAUUUAACUAAUAUCAUUCCAAAGGUUUCAUCUUAUUCUUCAUUAAAUUCCUUCUCUUCUUCUGGUGAAAAUGGUUCCAUUUAUCACUCAAAUAAUCUUAGAUCGAAAUUGAUUUCAAAAAAAAAAGGAAAAAAUAAAAAUAGUAAUGAUAAAUUUAAAAUUAUUCCACAACUAUGUGCUAUAAGUUACGUGUAUGGUUUAAAGUUUAAAAGUUUUUCAUUACCAGAAUCAAAAAAUAAAUUUCAUUGCUUUUCAUUUAGCGAAAAAACAAUAAAUUCAAUGUUAAAGGAUUUUGAUAAAAGAGUUUUAUUGGAUAAGCAUAAUAGAAGAUAUCUCAACAGAAUUUACCCAUCAGGUUUAAGAGUCAACUCAAGCAAUUUUAACCCAAUAGAUUACUGGAAAUUUGGUUGCCAGUUUGUUGCAACAAACUGGCAAACUAAGGACUUGGGUCAACAAUUAAAUGAAUCAAUGUUUAAUAAUAAUAACUGUUCCGGUUAUGUAUUGAAACCCGAAUUUCUUCGCUCCAUUAGAAGAAAAGAAGGAAAUUUUAGAGAGCAAAACGAUGAUGAUGAUGAUUUUUUCAAUGCACAAAACCAUAGAAAAGAUGCCAAAAUCAUUAUUGACAUCAUUUCAGGUUUAAGUUUAAAAAUCGAAAAUAAUGACGUUAUCAAUUUAGAGAACAAUAUUAAUUCAUAUGUUGAAGUUGAGGUUUUUGGACAAGAUAAUGACUCUAUAAAUUGGGGAGGAAACUAUACUUCUGAUUCACCAGCUUCGAAUCAGUAUCAAAAGACUAUAAACAAUUACAAUAAUAAACUUAAGUUCAAAAGCUGUAUUGUUUCAUCCAAUGGAUUCAAUCCAGUUUGGAACAAUAGAUUUGAAAUAAAUCUAAAAAAUUGUUUCAAAGAAUUCUUAUUUAUCAGGUUAACAGUCAAAAAUAGAGAUGAAAAAAAUCAUUCAACUGAUAUCAUUGGAAGAUUUGUUGCAAGGUUAAUUUAUUUAAAAGAAGGAUAUAGACACUUACCAAUUUAUGACAGCAAUGGUGAUGAAAUAUUUGGAUCCAAAUUAUUUGUAAAGUUAAAUUAUAUUUAA
Molecule: messenger RNA, 1539 nt
Organism: Ascoidea rubescens DSM 1968
Lineage: Eukaryota; Fungi; Ascomycota; Saccharomycetes; Ascoideales; Ascoideaceae
Gene: PLC1
Product: phosphatidylinositol phospholipase C
Exons: 2
Biological process (GO): lipid metabolic process; phosphatidylinositol-mediated signaling
Molecular function (GO): phosphatidylinositol-4,5-bisphosphate phospholipase C activity
Source: RefSeq, a predicted model, not a curated record